Messenger RNA from Pundamilia nyererei, 705 nucleotides. Its product is annotated as acylphosphatase-2-like. The record is from RefSeq and is a predicted model, not a curated record. NCBI's taxonomy places the organism in Eukaryota, Metazoa, Chordata, Actinopteri, Cichliformes, Cichlidae. Gene Ontology annotation, molecular function: acylphosphatase activity. The transcript is spliced from 4 exons. The coding region runs from base 245 to 583 and encodes 112 amino acids.
UCAUGUUUACACAGUUACUUCCUGAUGUUUGGACAGGAAGCAGCUUCACUGUUUCACGACAGCAAGGAAGUCAUGGAACUGUGAAUUUUACUUUGUUGGAAGUAUUCUGUAGUAUAACUACAUUGUGAAUGCCCUUCAAAAUAAAGAUCACCAUGACUGUGACCAGUCAAGAGUGAUGCUUUUAUUUUGAAGGCUUCUGAGAGAGGUUUAAAUAUCAGAGAUAAAAAUAUCUCGCUGUGCAAACAUGAUUCCGUGUGUGCUUUUACUUUGUCUCCUUCACGCCAUCAUGGCUGAAAACAGACUCGUCUCCGUGGACUUCGAGGUCUUCGGGAACGUGCAGGGAGUGUGCUUCAGGAUGUACACGGAGGAUCACGGGCGCAGUCUGGGGCUCAGCGGCUGGGUGAAAAACACCAGACAGGGCACUGUGAUUGGUCAGGUCCAGGGACCGUGGGACAAAGUCAGUGACAUGAAGCACUGGCUGAAGAGCGUUGGCAGUCCGAGUUCCCGAAUUGAUCGAGCCGUGUUCUCCGACGAGCGAGACAUUUCCAAAGUGGAGAUCCACGGGUUCUCGACUCGCUACUGAGCACGCUCACACACCUGAUCUGCAGCUGACUACAAAUCUGACAGUAUUGAUUAUUGAUUGGUGACAUCACUGUUUCCAAUGUUUAAUAUGAUCAGAGAAAUAAAGUGUAAAGAUUUACUGUU